Mus musculus (house mouse) is the source of this 839-nucleotide messenger RNA. It is a transcript of the gene Rpp25l, whose product is annotated as ribonuclease P/MRP 25 subunit-like. Gene Ontology annotation, cellular component: nucleus. Gene Ontology annotation, molecular function: nucleic acid binding. Lineage: Eukaryota; Metazoa; Chordata; Mammalia; Rodentia; Muridae. Bases 99 to 590 code for a protein of 163 amino acids. The transcript has 2 exons. The record is from RefSeq and is marked validated.
CGGUCUGCGCGCCAUCUUGGCUACUCCGUGAGGGUCGAGCGUCUACUGGCGACCGUGUGCAUAUCCAGAGAGAGACCCACCAACGUCGCGAGGGCAGAAUGGAACAGUACCGGAGGGCCGGCUCUGUAGAGCUUCCAGCCUCAUCACCAAUGCCCCAGCUACCUCCUGACACUCUGGAAAUGCGAGUCCGAGAUGGGAGCAAAAUCCGAAACCUGCUAGGGCUGGCGCUGGGUCGUUUGGAAGGGGGAAGCACCAGGCACGUGGUGUUCUCAGGCUCUGGCCGGGCUGCUGGAAAGGCUGUCAGCUGUGCAGAGAUUGUCAAAAGGCGGGUUCCGGGCCUACACCAGCUCACCAAGCUCCGCUUCCUGCAAACGGAGGACAGCUGGGUCCCAACUUCACCAGACACGGGACUAGACCCCCUCACAGUCCGACGCCACGUGCCUGCGGUGUGGGUACUGCUUAGUCGGGACCCCUUGGACCCCAGUGAAUGUGGCUACCAACCCCCAGGUGCACCUCCUGGCCUGGGUUCCAUACCUAGUCCCAGCUGUGGCCCCAGACCCCGAAGGAGGGCUCGGGACACCCGGUCCUGAAGAUCUGCUGCGCCUGACUGUUCUCUAGACCUGAAUAUCUGUGCCUUCUCUAAGAAGAGCUUGUGCCGGCAAGGCUUAAGUCUACCGAACUUGCCCCUCCCCUCCGGAAUGUGGGGUGGAACUGUUAAAAAGACUGGCGUGGGUCAGUGCUGAGUUAAAGACUGCUUGAGAAGGGCUCACUCUGUCUCUACAUCUCACUUGCCUUUUCUGACGUCCGACUAGGGAAGGGAAAUAAAGGUUAUGCCUGUU